AUGGGAUUCGGACAUUUAGGAUUCUCGGUGCCUGAUGUCUCACAAGCGGUAGAGCGGAUGCGGGCAGCGGGCGUCAAGAUAUUCAAAGAGCUUGACACUGCUGAGCGCGAGCACAUCCCUCUCACAAAGUGGGAAGAGGAGCGUGGUGUUGGUGUUGGCGAGUUGCACCCGAACUAUAAACAAGGGUUUUCUGAAGUUGCUUUUGUGCAAGAUCCGGAUGAAUACAUUGUUGAGCUGCUAUCCCAGACGGUUUAA
Molecule: messenger RNA, 255 nt
Organism: Penicillium maclennaniae
Lineage: Eukaryota; Fungi; Ascomycota; Eurotiomycetes; Eurotiales; Aspergillaceae
Exons: 2
Coding region: 1-255 (84 amino acids)
Source: RefSeq, a predicted model, not a curated record